GCAUCACAGCCGAGUGAAAGACAGCCACGCCACGUGGCGUUGAUCGUGCACAGGCCGGCCUGACCCCUAGCCCGACCCUCACAUCGUGGUAUGUUGAUGGCGCGGACGCACACAUAUCGAGGCAUUCAUCCGCACUCUGGUAGCAAUCUUCUUCGUCUCCAGACCCCUUUGACAGCAUUGAGCUAGUCUGCGCAGCGUGACACACUUGCCGAGCGAAGCAGCGGCAUCUACGAGACUGCAACGACGGCGAUCGACCCAUUCUAAGGCCGGCUCAGAGUCAACGUAAAGGUGAUCGACUAGGAUCGCUCGAGUCAGGUAGACCACGCCGUUGUAGCUCCAGACUUUUAGCCACCUCAAUUUCGCAAUCGCUCGUGGGUUGCCCAGCAUGUCUCGCCCACUCAACGACGACGAGGUGCUGACGGAGAUGAAGAAGAUGGUCGCCUUCAUCAAGCAAGAAGCGAUGGAAAAGGCUCGAGAAAUCCAAGUGAAAGCUGACGAGGAGUUCGCGAUCGAGAAGGCAAAGAUCGUGCGCCAGGAAGCAAUCUCAAUCGAGUCUACGUACGAAAAGAAGGCUAAACAAGCUCAGACUGCUCAGAAAAUUGCCCAAUCCACAUCGACGAACCAGUCCCGCUUGAAGAUUCUGCAAUCCAAAGAAGCGCACCUUCAAGAGCUGUUCGACGAAGCUCGAGGCAGAUUGGUGGAGCUGUCUCGAGAUCAAGAGAAGUAUUCCAAACUUUUGCAAAAUCUCAUCUUGCAGGGUCUGUUGCAAUUGGUGGAGCCAAAGGUAUCCAUUACUGCCAGGUCCACGGAUGUGCAGAUUGUUCAGCAGGCCGCUAAGCAGGCGGAGAAGCUUUACCAGGAGAAGACUGGCAAGAGCAUUCAAACCAAGGUGGAGGAGGGUUUGUCAAAGGACAGCUCGGGCGGUAUCAUGCUUGCCGGCCACGAGGGGCGUAUCAAGAUCAACAACACCCUUGAUGAGAGGCUCAGACUUUGCGAAGAGCGCAUGCUUCCAGAAAUUGGUGCUAGCUGCUUUGGAUCCAACCCUAACAGACGUUUUACCAACUAAGUGAGCCUCAGUGUCCGCCUGCGACCAGGCUCGGAGGCACGCAAGCGCCCUCCCAGCCGUGCUCUGCUUCGCGCACGUCAGGUUCCGCUUCCAGCACUUGUACAUGACCUUCCGACUAACGACUCCAGAUUCUUUCAAAUCCAUCAAAUCCGCAUCGUG
Ceraceosorus guamensis is the source of this 1225-nucleotide messenger RNA. RefSeq names its product putative vacuolar ATP synthase subunit E. Lineage: Eukaryota; Fungi; Basidiomycota; Exobasidiomycetes; Ceraceosorales; Ceraceosoraceae. Gene Ontology annotation, biological process: proton transmembrane transport. The coding region runs from base 386 to 1066 and encodes 226 amino acids. The transcript has 5 exons. Gene Ontology annotation, molecular function: proton-transporting ATPase activity, rotational mechanism. Gene Ontology annotation, cellular component: proton-transporting two-sector ATPase complex, catalytic domain. The record is from RefSeq and is a predicted model, not a curated record.